This is a messenger RNA of Blepharisma stoltei, 2099 nucleotides long. Lineage: Eukaryota; Ciliophora; Heterotrichea; Heterotrichida; Blepharismidae. The record is from the annotation of a GenBank genome assembly.
AUGGAAUCAUUGCUUGAGUGCAUUAUUUGUAAAGAGCCGUAUAACCAAAGUAACCGAGCGCCCAUAAUUUUGACAUGUGGACAUACUUUUUGCAAAUCCUGUGUUCAUAAAAUGUCACAGCAUAGUCAAUAUAUUCGAUGUCCUAUAGAUCGAAAAUUCGAAUCGAGGGAUCUGUCAAGUCUUAACAUGAACUAUGCAAUAGUUCAAAUCCAAGAAUAUGAGAGGACUGGGAUAUUGGCGAAAGAGCGAUGCAAAGCCCAUGAAUUUCCUAUAGUGAUUACAUGCAAAACUUGUAAUAUAGAUUGCUGUCCUAAGUGCAUCAGAAAGCAUUUAUCACAUGAUAUGUACGAUAUGGAGCACCCUACACUAAUACAAGAGCUCGAUAAUUCUAUGAAUGGUUUCGAAAUAAAAAUAAAAGAGUACCUCGAUGCUUCUUUUUCAGCAAAAAAUCGGCUUGAUAAAGAAAUUAGCGAGCUUGAUCACCAAAAAGUGAAAUUAAAAAAAGAAAUCGAAGAUGCGUUUGAGUCACUGAUGAGGAUUCUGGAAAAUAAAAAAAUUCAAAGCAUUCAGCAACUUGACCACAAAAUUAAAGAAAAAGAAGAUUUUUUAAAGCAGAGGCUUAAUGACGUAAAUGAGCAGAUAAAAUACUACUCGAUGCACUAUGACGAGUUCCAGCAUAUGAAAAAGUACUAUAAAGAAAGCACUUUUAUUGACAGAGUGGUCAGCUGCAGAAAUGUUUUGAGAGAACUGAACUUUGUGCAGUUUAUCAAGCCAAAAGAUAUUAAUGACAAUAAAUUGAGGAUUAUUGUGGACACAACUCCGCUGAUUGCUCAUUCUAUUGGGUCCGUUAGUUUCAAUGAAAAAUCAUCGUCAGAAAUAUUAAUGGAGCAGCUUAAUUUUCAAAUUGAAGAAUUAAAAUCAAAUAGCCUGUUUAGCUCUAACCCCGCCUUAUAAUUGAAUAUUCCUAAUAACGACAUUUUUCUCUUUAAAAGGUAUAAAUUGAUUUACAAUAAAACUAACCCAGAACAAAAGCUCAGCUUAGAAAUUCAAUCCAUCUCAAAUUUUUUAUGCAUGUCCGAAAACAUCCCAGAGCUUGCAAAAAUGCACCUAAUCGAGUGCUGUUGCAAUGAAAUUUUAGGCUAUUCUUCACUAAAAUUAAGUGAUCACUUAAAGCAAGAGCUUUCUAAAAAAAUAGAUAAAGCCUAGUGCCUCUUUUACAUCACCCCUGGCUAUCAAAGGCCCUGCAUAUUGUUGUUAUUGGCUUGGGCAAUAUAAGCUAGCAAGUAAGCUGGCAAGUAAAAGCAUAAUAAUAACUUGUUAACUGGGCGGAGCUGACUUUGUAAUUGAUGCUGCCUGACCCUAUUCCAUUAGUUUGGGGGCCUUUUAUAGCCCAGGGCGAUCCAAAAGAGACCAUGGGCUAUACCGAGAGUUUAUUUGAUACAAAAAUUCAAGAAUAUAUCCCAACACUCAGAAGUAAACUAAAGUACGUAAAAGGUUUAAUAUACUCACUAGAAAAAAUCCACGAAAAAGAGUGGGAAAAAGGCUUAUAUGUCUUACAUUGUUUAAUUAUCAAUGAAAAUGAGUACGAUUUUGCUGAGUUGUAUUUGCAGAUCGCAUUGCUCAGAAUAUGCUCCCAAUCAUUUUAUAUAAUAAAUCAGUUUAAAGUGAUUGACGCACUUCCUUUAGUAGACCUUAUAAAGCGAUAUACAAAGUUUCAUUUUCUCCCCUCUACAAUGUGCUAUAAACAAGUGAUGUCAAGCCUAAGAUUUGCUUAUAAAUUCGUAGAAAACCAAAUGCCGGAUUUUUUCUUCCCUUAUUUUAAGACCCAAUAUUCAGCAUAUUUAACUGAAAUGAGUUCUAAAGCGACCGAAAAUAUUCCGUCUGAAUAUCCAUCUGAGCUUUUAGCUAUUUUUCAAGGCCUUGAUAGCUCUGAUUUGCAUUUUUGGAAAGACUCAGAUCUAUCUAAACAAUUUUUAAAUAAAGUCCAUAGGUUCAAAGAAGAAUGUUCUCCGUGGUUCCAGGCUUUGAGAUUUGUCCAAGAAAGAGGGGAAGAACUUUCAGAUUUUGAAUUGGCAGCUUUAGAAAGAUCUCUUAAUUAA